AAUCAAGAAUUGCUAUUGGCCCUCCCACUUUAUCAAAAAAGAAGAAGAAGAAAAAUAAUAAUUCAGCCCCACCACGUUAUACCAUCCACAUGCAUUUCAGUCAGUCAGUAAUCAGCGCUACUCCUGCCUACUAAAUACUCAUUAAUCUUAAAAAGCACAACCAAACUCUCUCUCUCUCUCUACCUCUUUUUUCUCCUUUUCUUUUGCCACCAUUCGCGGGAAGAAACUCCAAAUCGAAGAAAUCAGUGGGCUUCUGUCUUCCCCAGAUUGAUAAACACAGCUAAAUCACAAAAUGGAAAAAAGGCAACUAGAUUUCAAUGCACCACUUAUGUCUGCAAGGAGAUAUUCAUCACCUUCAAAAUCUACUGAGCUAGCAAAACGGAAGGCGGUGGAGAAGCCACCGCCCUCCCGACAGCAAUCUCUUCAACCUACGAAAUCCUACUGGGAAUGUGAGGAGGUGACAAUGACCAAACCAGCUUCUGUUCCAUUUCACUGGGAGCAGAUCCCUGGAAGGCCUAAAGGUGAAGUCGAGAGCCAUUCAAAUACCCCGGAGGAGUCAAACACACCGCGUCUUCCUCCAGCAAGGGUAUCAGACGCCAUGAGGCGCAGUUCAGGCGAAAUCCCAAAGCUUCCUCCUGGCCGCUUAUCUGGUCCCUCGAGAUACUGUUCUGGUGAAAGAACAAACGAUCAGAACAUUUACAGGUCCCACGUUGAAGCAUUUUCCUUCACUGAUCAUGCUAGUCUUUUGGAGAGGUUGAAUGAUAGUUUGAACUGUAAAGAUGAUUCGGAUUCAGAGAGUGGAGAUGACUCGUAUUCAGAUGCACUCGACACACUCUCACUGACAGAGUCAUGGUCCUUCAACUAUAGUGUGAGUGGGAUCAGUGGCUACCUAAGUUCCGGUGUGAAGCCGUCUGGAACCUUUUCUAUCGACACACAAACUCGAGAUUUCAUGAUGAAUAGGUUCCUGCCUGCAGCCAAGGCCGUUGUUCUGGAAACGCCUGAAUAUGCUGUGAAGAAGCCGUCUCCACUUGAGGAGAAGCCAGAGAAGAAGGCGGUUUCUAGGGAGAUGAAGCCUUCACUCAGACAAUACAGUUCGGAUGCAUUGCCGUAUUACACUCAGUAUAUCAAUAAUGUGGAAAGCGAAGAUGAAGAUCAGGAGUCCAUUGCUCCUCCUAGUAAAAAGUCAGGGAAAACUUGGGGCAUCCUCCCUCGUUUUUGUGUGAAGAAUUCGUUGUGCCUUCUGAAUCCUCUGCCUGCAUUGAAAUCGAAACCAAAGAGCCGGACUCCCUCCCCUUCAACGCUUGAAGUCAAAAGAUUUACUAGAAAUGCACAUAGUGGACCACUUGAUAAGAAUGCUUGCCAGGUGGUGCAGAAGAAGAAAUUCCAUUCUGGAUUGCUAUCUCGGGAUCUGCCAGGAAUCGACAAGUUCAGCAAUCAGUUUAUCAACUCAAGUGACUCACAUAGGUCAGCAGGAGUGUCUCCAUCAGGGCGCCAGCGAAGUGGAAACAUUUCUCCAUAUCGUAAUGAAUCUCCAAAGUCUCCAUUUCGCGAAGGAGUGGGGUUUCUUGGCGUCCCUAAAGAAGCCGAGGUUUUCAAUGCUAAGAUUGCUUCAUCGCGCAAGUUGUUCAAGGCCCUUCAAGAUGUGUCGAGGAAUCAGAUAAAUGCAGCUCCUGCAGCUGAUCCUGUGGAGAAAACAGUGUACGUAGAUUUCGUGAAGAAGAAAGAAAUUCCCAGCACGAAGCCAUCUCCCACAAAAGCUCACGUUCUUGAUGCCUCCAAGGCCAACAACGCAUUGAAGGAAGGCAAAAGACAGAGUCCUAAAUUAAUACCUUCUACAUAUUCACCUAAGCCCGUCUACGCUGCUAAUGCGAUGGAAGAUGCUAAACGGAUGCAUAGCCAUCAUCAAGAAUCGAGAAAUGAAGUCCCCUGUGAAGAGAAAUUUGUGAUGAAGGAAGAAGAGAAAGUAGAAGCAGACAAUGGAAGAAGAGAGAUGGAUCCUCCUGCAGUGAAAUCUCCUUUACCUCCACCAUUGCCAAAAUCUCCAUCCGAAUCUUGGCUUUGGCGUACUCUGCCUUCCAUUACUCUGGGAAAUCCAUUUGCAAAUUCGCGUCGCAGCAGCCCUCUUCACCCCAAGAAGCAGCAGGUACAGGGACAGAAAGCCUCAGCCAACAACACCAAAUGGGAGACUAUUGUAAAGACUUCUAACUCGCGGCACGAUCAUGUCCGCUACUCAGAGGAGCUCAUGCAUCGUGCUUCUUACCGGCCAAUGAAGUCGUAGGAAACCACAUGAAAACGAUGGUGAUCUAUUCUUUGGAAAGUGUCUUGUUCGCCUCCGCUCGCAGAUUUGCAAGACCUUCCAGCUAUACUAAUUUUACGGUUCCCAUUUUUUUGAGGAAAUAUACUAUACGAGUUGAUGAGAUUUUAGUCUCUUUUUCCCCCUCUUUUUUAUAUGGUGGUGAUGUUAGGAUCAAGUGUGGCAUUGGUGUUCCUAAUCAUCAUAUGCUCGACGUGUAUUGCUUGUUGAGCUU
This is a messenger RNA of Salvia miltiorrhiza (redroot sage), 2528 nucleotides long. RefSeq lists its product as uncharacterized. Bases 293 to 2278 code for a protein of 661 amino acids. The transcript has 4 exons. The record is from RefSeq and is a predicted model, not a curated record. NCBI's taxonomy places the organism in Eukaryota, Viridiplantae, Streptophyta, Magnoliopsida, Lamiales, Lamiaceae.